GGAACUACUCUGUAUGUAAGCUGGCCUUUUGAAACAGACAAAGUCACCCUUCAACUUCAUCCUUUUUGUCUCCUACGAAAUCACGAAUUGAGUACAACUUAGUAUAUCAAUUCGUAUAUAUUCGGAUUCAAAAUGCAGCUCAAAAGCUUUCUAUUCUCUUUCCUCUUGGUCUUGACCUUUGGGUUUACCUUGUUCACCCAGGCCCAAGCUGCGGACACUCCCCGCGGGCCCAAGAUCACCAACAAGGUUUACUUCGAUAUUGAGCAGGAUGGUAAACCUCUCGGCAGAAUCGUGUUUGGUCUGUACGGAAAGACUGUCCCCAAGACCGCCGAGAACUUCCGUGCCCUUGCUACUGGCGAGAAGGGCUUCGGAUAUGAGGGCUCGGGCUUCCACCGUGUUAUCAAGAACUUCAUGAUCCAGGGUGGUGACUUUACCAAUCACGAUGGCACUGGUGGCAAGUCCAUUUAUGGUCAAAAGUUCCCCGAUGAGAACUUCAAGCUCCGUCACACCAAGAAGGGCCUUCUCAGUAUGGCCAACGCUGGAAAGGAUACCAACGGAUCCCAGUUCUUCAUCACUACUGUCGUCACAAGCUGGCUUGAUGGUCGUCACGUUGUCUUCGGUGAAGUCUUGGAGGGCUACGAGGUCGUGGAGAAAAUCGAGAACACUCCUACCAAGCAGGGCGUUGACCGACCUCUUUCACCGGUCACUAUCGCUAAAAGCGGCGAGCUUCCUAUGGAUGAAGGUAGCAAUGACGCCCAUUCGGAGCUUUAAUCCCUGUGAUUUCAAAGCUUCUUUCUCUUUUUCCCUGUGUUUAAUGCGGUUACUGCGUAGGAGUCGCUGAUUACUUGCCCUUCGAUGACGAUCGCGAAACUGCUGAACUCGCCCCAGAAUCGACGCCAUCACCCAUGUCCCCACAGCAGCUUCUUCAAGGAAUAAGCCAGAAUGGAUCGGUUACAGGCUUCUCCGGUAUGGCAGUUAUCGCUGUGAUUGUGCUUGUUGUCUUGUAUAUGGCGAAGAGAAAGCGAAUCUCUGCCCAAUUAGAUGAGAAACAUUUGCCAUAGAAUAGACUAGGCAUUUUUCUCAUAUACCUAUAUGUGCACUAUUUACGUCUUGUAACGUUGGACCUGGUGACUGGUUCGACUUCCCGCUUUCUAGACUGUGUAUCCAUAGGCAAUGAUCUAUGUAGAUCGAUCACAUGUGGAGAAGAACAGUAUCGUGUGACGACUCUGAGCCUCUUUUGAGCAUCACUCAGGACUAUCAAAUUCUUCAUAUGUACAUAGUAUGUAAAGUCGAGAUCGAUUGUCGAUACGCCUGAGAUAAGCUAAGCUUAUUAAGCUUA
Messenger RNA from Talaromyces stipitatus ATCC 10500, 1339 nucleotides. RefSeq names its product peptidyl-prolyl cis-trans isomerase (CypB), putative. NCBI's taxonomy places the organism in Eukaryota, Fungi, Ascomycota, Eurotiomycetes, Eurotiales, Trichocomaceae. The record is from RefSeq and is a predicted model, not a curated record. Gene Ontology annotation, cellular component: fungal-type vacuole; endoplasmic reticulum. Bases 133 to 771 code for a protein of 212 amino acids. The transcript has 7 exons. Gene Ontology annotation, biological process: protein folding; protein peptidyl-prolyl isomerization. Gene Ontology annotation, molecular function: peptidyl-prolyl cis-trans isomerase activity.